Miscanthus lutarioriparius is the source of this 1410-nucleotide messenger RNA. The record is from the annotation of a GenBank genome assembly. Lineage: Eukaryota; Viridiplantae; Streptophyta; Magnoliopsida; Poales; Poaceae.
AUGGAGAAGGUGUUCGUCGUGCUGCCGGCAGAGUUCAAGGUGGGGCAGUCCACGCUGUCAUGGGUUCUCGAUCAUUUCGGCGGCAGCAGAACCACGGUUGUGAUCACACAUGUGCAUGUCCCGCCACAGAUGAUUCCAGUGAUGGGAGUUAAAUUCCACUCUAGUAAACUGAGUCCGGAGCAAGUGAAACUGUUCAGAAGGAUCGAGUAUGAGAAGGUGGACAGACAGCUAGACGGCUAUGUUCAUCAAUGUUCAAAAAUGAAGGUCAAAUGUGAGAAACUCGUUUUUGAGAAGGAAGACGUUGUAGCCGGUCUGGUUGAACUCAUUGUCUUGCAUAAAGUCACUAAGCUAGUUAUUUCAGGUGCUGCAGACAGGCAAUAUUCAAGAAAAAUGGACAAACCUAAAUGUAAGAUAGCAACAGAAAUUAUGCAGAGAGCUGAUCCAUCAUGCAAGAUUUGGUGUGUUUGCAAGGGACAACUCAUCUGUACCAGGGGUGAGGAAGAGGAGAUUGCACCAUCAGCCACGCCUUUUCUCCCUGAUUUUGAUCACCAAGCUCUGCAGUUAGUACCUUACCAGAAAGAGGACGACGUUAAGUCGGAGUUGGGGUUUUACGAUGAGCUCAAAGAGGCAUGCAUAGCAGCUGAGAACUUGAUGAAGAGAGCCCUAAGCGAAUCUUCCAGGCGCCAAAAGGCAGACGGAGAAGUGGCCUCUGCUCUUCAGAAAGCAAAGGAAUACCAGGAAUUGUUCUUAGAGGAGGCGAGAAAGCGUGAAGAGCUUGAAGGAGCUCUUGCAAGAGCACACCGAGAGAUCGCGCGGUUAAGGCAAGCAAACCAGGUACCCCUGGAUGAGCAAAACACAGCAACAGACAAACUCCAAGAGGCAAUGUCAGAGAGAUCGUCCCUGGAAGGCCACAUCUUCAACAUGGAUGCCGUUUUUGGGACAGCCGCCGGUCAAGCAACUGAGCAACAGCAGAAGGAGCAUGUCCAGAUACAAAUCGAUCUGGGCACCGGUGAAAGGGACCUGGAGCUGGAGGUGGAAGCGCCGCUCAACCAGAGCAAGCUGGCCGCGUUCUCGCCGUCGUCCGUCAUUCAGUCGCCCUACGACGAAGUCUGCGUCCCAUCCUACUUCCUCUGCCCGAUCCUUCAGGAGCCCAUGAGGGAUCCCCACGUCGCGGCAGACGGGUUCACCUACGAGGGCGACGCCAUCAGAGGCUGGCUGGACGGAGGGAACGACGCGUCCCCCGUGACCGGGCAGCCGCUCGCGCACCGGGAGCUGGCACCGAAUCUCGCGCUUGGUGCCGUGAUCCAAGAUUACACGAUGAUGAAGCGGCGGCAGCACCGAUUCGGCGAUUCGCAUGACACCGUUGCUGCGCUUCAAUUCUUUUCCUCUCCUGUGGGCAGUGAGCGGUGA